Messenger RNA from Hibiscus syriacus, 1028 nucleotides. RefSeq names its product calcineurin B-like protein 7. Gene Ontology annotation, biological process: calcium-mediated signaling. Gene Ontology annotation, molecular function: kinase binding; calcium ion binding. Lineage: Eukaryota; Viridiplantae; Streptophyta; Magnoliopsida; Malvales; Malvaceae. The record is from RefSeq and is a predicted model, not a curated record. The transcript has 10 exons. The coding region runs from base 120 to 782 and encodes 220 amino acids.
GAAACAAGCUUAAGGCUCCUGAGCUCCAGAAAGAUUCAAGAAGGAGAAAGCGUCAACCUUUUGCUGCAAAUGAGUGUAUUGUUGACAAUUUUUGUGACUGAAUAGCAUUGGUUGUUGUCAUGGGCUGUGGAAGCUCGAAGAGAAUCAAACGUGUCCCCGGUUAUGAAGACCCAAAUGUUCUUGCUGCCGAAACACCUUUUACGGUUAGUGAAGUAGAGGCCUUGUAUGAGCUUUUUAUGAAACUAAGCAAUUCGAUAAUUGCCGAUGGGCUUAUUCACAAGGAAGAGUUUCAGCUUGCCCUCUUCAGGAACAAAAAUCAGAGGAAUCUUUUUGCAGACAGGAUUUUUGAUUUGUUUGAUAUCAAACGUAAUGGGGUCAUUGAGUUCGGGGAGUUUGUUCGAUCAUUGGGUGUCUUUCACCCCAAUGCACCCGUGGCUGACAAAAUAGCAUUUGCUUUCAGGCUUUAUGACCUAAAACAAACCGGCUUUAUCAUGCGUGAGGAGUUGAAGGAAAUGGUUUUGGCACUUUUGCAUGAAUCAGAUUUAGUUAUUUCAGAGGAUGCUGUUGAAACAAUUGUGGAUAAGACAUUCAGUGAAGCAGACACGAAAGGUGAUGGCAGAAUUGAUCCAGAAGAGUGGAAAGCAUUUGUAUCAAAAUAUCCAUCUCUCAUAAAGAUCAUGACUCUCCCAUAUUUGAAGGAUAUAAGCCUUGCAUUCCCCAGUUUCGUGGUUCGGACUGAGAUUGAAGAUUCAGAACUCUGUGUCGACGGCAAUGGAGAUUAAUACCGGACUUUGUCAAAAUGUUUUACGCUAAUCUCAUCGAAUUAUGAAGCUGAGGAACCUGAGGUAUGAAGAACGAAGAUCAAACAGCUGUUGAAUUGUUCUUAAAAUUCUGAGGUCAGCACUCUCGUCUGUACACAGCCGUCUAAUGUUUCUCCGAGUGUUCAUUGUUGUUGAGCAUCACAAAAUUUUGUAAUAAAGACAGUUAUUUCUCUCUUUUAGAUAUAUUUUCAAUCCAAUCCUUGAAAU